Papaver somniferum (opium poppy) is the source of this 1213-nucleotide messenger RNA. Its product is annotated as peptidyl-prolyl cis-trans isomerase FKBP53-like. NCBI's taxonomy places the organism in Eukaryota, Viridiplantae, Streptophyta, Magnoliopsida, Ranunculales, Papaveraceae. Gene Ontology annotation, molecular function: peptidyl-prolyl cis-trans isomerase activity. The coding region runs from base 235 to 1002 and encodes 255 amino acids. The record is from RefSeq and is a predicted model, not a curated record. The transcript is spliced from 7 exons.
CAAAAAAUUCCAAGGACCCAAAAAGAAAAUCUUCUUUUCUUCUCAAUUAUUAUUUUGUGAUCUUCAAUAGUCGCACCAGCAACCUUUUAAUUGCACCUACCAACAUUAUUGCUAUUUGGAUUAUCUAUCGGCACCUUAAAACGAGUCUAUAAACACACUCUUCUAUGUAAUGAAGCAUUCUCUGGCUCUACUCACCCUACAUUCUUCUUCUACGUACGGUCUAACAUCGAAGAAAUGGCUUUCUGGGGAACUGAAUUACUUGCUGGAGAACCUGUUACCCACGUCUUCAAAAAAUCGCAAGGAAGGUUACGCAUAUGCAAGGCAACACUAGGUGUAGGUCUUGCCGAAGGGAGGAGUGUAGUUCAGUGUAAAAUAGGAGACAAGAGUCCGAUUCUUUUGUGCUCAUUGAGGCCUUACAACAACGAAACAUGUUCUGUUGAUAUUGAAUUCAAGGAGGAAGAGAAAGUUAUUUUUGAAGCUAUAGGUCCUACAACAACCAGUGUGCAUCUUGCCGGUUUUUAUCUUACCAAUAAUGCUGAUGGACAAAGUGAUUCGAACGAAGUGAAGAAGGCUGAAGAUGAUGAAGCCGGAGUAAAUGGACGUGUAAAAACAUUUCCCAGCGGUUUAAUCAUUGAGGAUUUAGAAAAAAGCCAACAUUCUAGCACCAUGAUUGCUAGUCCUGGAUCUAUGGUGUCGGUAUCGUACGUUGGAAAAUUGAAGUUCACCGGCUAUAUAUUUGAGUCAAGAAACUCCAGCUCACCUUUCUAUUUCAGAUUAGGCACAGAUGCAGUUAUUGCAGGAUUGGAAAUCGGCAUUACUGGUAUGCGUGUUGGUGAUAAAAGAAAGAUCACAAUUCCACCAUCUAUGGCGUAUGGUCCUCAAGGACGCAAAAAUGUACCACCGGAGUCAUGGGUUGAAUAUACUAUUAAGUUGCUUUCUAUGAGUAACAGUGUACCCCCACUGUUCAGCGACGAGCAAGGAUCCAAUGUUGAAGUGGACUAAAAUUAUUCUUGUGCUAUUGCUCAUAUUAUUCACAUCCACUGUUAAAAUUUUCAUACGGAUUUGAAUCCAAAAUAGGGUACAAAAUCUUCCUUUAAAAGUGAUAUCCAUAAAGCCACCCCAAGUUCCAUCUCUGUCUGUAAAGUAAUUUCUAGGAAUGUUGUUUUUGAAUGGAAGAGAAAGAUUGUAUUGCAGAAAAUAUAAUUUCUAAAAA